CAAACAGGCAGCGUAGCCUGACAGUACUACGCUAGUCCCGCCUCUGUGAGUAAGUUGUAGCCUGACUGACAGCGCAGCCAACCAAUGGAAUGCAUCGAAUGUCAAUCACAGACCGGCGGAGAUUUGACAAGCAUGUUAGUUUGAGCGGGUUGCCACAACAGUCAAUGAAAAUUCGACUGGCCACACUGAACCUUCGCCCGCAGUAGAUGCCGAAUGGCAGAUACUCCCUGCUCUUCCCUGGGAGGGUGAUUUGAAUGAGCUGGAUGUAAAUGACGGUGCGCCACCGCACUGGAAGUCUAGAUUUGUGUCGAGAUUCACAGGCGCGCUCUAACGUUAACUGGAAACGCUGUUCUUGGGGAGCAGAAACAGAAGAUAGCUGCACUAAACUACACCAGUGUUCAGAGUCCCACAGAGUUGUCGUGUAUUACCGCAUCCUGGUCUGAGAAAGAGAAAGACAGCAGUCGUGUGAGAGCGAGCAGCUGCCAUGACAGGGGUGGGGGCAGAGGAUGACAUCCCUCUCUGUGAGAGGAAAACUGUCACUGACUUCUGCUAUCUCCUGGACAAGUCCAAACAGCUUUUCAAUGGCUUGAGGGAUCUGCCUCAAUAUGGACACAAGCAGUGGCAGUCCUAUUUUGGUCGAACAUUUGAUGUAUACACCAAGCUGUGGAAGUUUCAGCAGCAGCACAGACAAGUCCUGGACAACCGGUAUGGUCUCAAGAGGUGGCAGAUAGGUGAAGUGGCCUCAAAAAUUGGCCAGCUGUACUACCAUUACUACCUCCGCACUUCAGAAACAAGCUACCUUAAUGAAGCCUUUUCCUUUUAUUCGGCCAUUCGCCAACGAUCAUAUUACCACCAAGUCAACAAAGAAGACAGGCCAGAGCUGGUUGUAAAAAAGCUGAGGUAUUAUGCUCGCUUUAUCGUUGUUUGUCUGUUGCUCAACAAGAUGGACCUGGUUAAAGUGAUGGUCAAGGAGCUGUCUGAAGAGAUUGAGGACUACACCCAACGCUUCAACACAGAGGACCAGUUAGAGUGGAACCUGGUGCUGCAGGAAGUAGCUGCUUUUGUGGAGGCGGAUCCUCUUAUGAUCCUAAAUGAUGACAAUGUCGUGGUGGUCAUAUCCAAUCGAUUGCAGGAGGGAGGCGUGCCCCCUCUUGAACAGGGCAUGGUGGUUGGCCAGCUCACCUUGGCAGAUGCGCUCAUCGUUGGCAACUGUAACAAUCAGGUGAAGUUUAGCGAGCUGACCAUCGAUAUGUUUCGUAUGCUGCAAGCGCUUGAGAGGGAACCAGUGAACCUGGCUACACAAAGCUCCAAGCCAGGGACACUUGUAAGAGAAGACUCUUACACUCUCCCUGUCACUCUCUAUGAGCCCAAUGAAAAGCCGGCCAAGAGAGAGAACCCUCAUAAAUAUCUCCUCUACAAACCAACCUUCAGCCAGCUCUACGCUUUCCUGUCUGCCUCCUUCAAGGAACUGCCAGCCAAUAGUGUCCUGCUGGUGUAUCUCUCUGCCACUGGAGUGUUUCCUGCUGGACGCUCAGAGUGUGAAGGACCUUAUGAUUUUGGAGGUGUCCUGACCAAUACUAACCGAGAUGUGGUAAACGGUGAGAUGGUGCAGAAGAGAAACCAGGCACAAAAGGAGAUGCACUGUCUCCACCCAGGAGACCUUUUCCCCUUCACCAGGAAACCUCUGUUUAUCAUUGUUGACUCAUCCAACAGCACAGCUUAUAAGAAUUUCUCCAAUCUGUUUGGCCAGCCACUUGUUUGCCUGCUUUCUCCAACAGUGUAUCCGAAGAGCAUGCAAGACCAGUGUCAGCGUGGGAGUCUAUUUACUCUUUUCCUUUACAACCCCCUCAUGGGCUUUCUGUCUGUGUGUGGACUGAGCAGCAUGCGCUAUGGAUUGUGGGAAAAGGCCCAAGAACUCCUACGGAAGGUUUUCCAUGACAUUGGCCAGAUGAUCACGAGUUCCCGAGUUAUAGAUCAGGCCUAUCUGCAAUUUUAUGGCGAUGAAUUUCUGCGUCUGCUCAUGAUCCGUUUUGUGUUCUGCUGCACCACACUCCGAUUACACAAGCAUUUCCAGGAAGCGGGGAGUUUUCCAGAAUCAUACCCGCCCCUGCCCAAACAGGAGAUGGUGGAGAGCAGCCUUCUACAGAAACAUGUGCUGGAGCUGGCGGCCAUGUUGGAUGUGCAAAACCUCUUCUCUGAUGGCAUGUUGGAUAACUAUUGACCACAUAAUGGCACCAUGCCAACCUGCAGACACACGCACACACGCUCAUGCCCAUACACACACAAACACAAGUUUUAUGUAGGAUCUUCUGAAUAAGCUAGUUGUUUAACCUAAUCUCAUUAGAUCUAGAUACGGUAGUUUAAUAACUAUUCAAGACAAAAUAUCUCAUCUUUGUGGGCAGAUAUUUCAAAUUUGUCGAGUUCACAUGUAUUUUUAGAUUUUAAGGAGCUACACACACCCAGAUGCGAAAGAGUUGCUCCCAACAUACAGAAAAGUUUACUACAUGCAUGUAUCAUGUGAGUGUAUGAGCGCAGGCACAUGGGCGUUCAGACCUGUUGAGGGCAGCUAUCACCGUUUCUGAAGGUGAUAAGAGAGCACAAGAAGAAAGGAGACUUGGAAACAUUUUUUAUGUGAAUCUGUGUAAUUCCAGGGAGAUUCUUCCAAAAAGAUGAGCCUACUGCUUUGGCAAAACACAUUUUGGAGAAGGAUGUUUUCCUUCUCAAAACUUUGCCUCUGCAACGUUUACACAAAAUUUUUCCAUAGGGAGCGUGUUGCAUGUUUGCAUUUCUUUGCUCCAUCUUGGCAUUUCUGUUUGUUUUUCUAUCUUAUUGUUCGUUUUUCUAUCUUGACACAAAUUCCACAGACUUUUGCCUGGUCUUUUGAAGGAGGCCCUCCACGCUGUGCCUCUUUUUGGUUAUUUCGGUCAUCAGGUAAUUAAUUAAUGCUAUGUGGACACCAGAAUCUCCAUUUUUAUUGAGCGUUGAUUCUUUUUAGCAUGCCUUGGUAGUGUGGUAAACCCAUACUUGGAUAUCUGAUGUAAUAACCUAAAGUCUUAUUCCAUGUGUGCAGUGGACACCAAUAGCCAACAGAGUUCUCUUUUAUAGUGUCACAGAGACAUACAGGCGUCCUCCUGUAUAGAAAUUACAAAUUUGUGUAUGUAUCUAUAUAUAAAUAUAUGUAUAGUUCUAUAAGAAGUCAA
Molecule: messenger RNA, 3200 nt
Organism: Carassius carassius (crucian carp)
Lineage: Eukaryota; Metazoa; Chordata; Actinopteri; Cypriniformes; Cyprinidae
Product: protein SCAI-like
Exons: 18
Coding region: 485-2221 (578 amino acids)
Biological process (GO): DNA-templated transcription
Cellular component (GO): nucleus
Molecular function (GO): transcription corepressor activity
Source: RefSeq, a predicted model, not a curated record